AUGGAGUUUUGCGCGACGACACUUUGCGGCAGCAGGGAAAUCGAGGAGAAAGCAGCGACGAACGGCGGAAACGCUAACGGCUGAAAAAGCGCUGGAUUUAUGCGAUAUUCGGUCGAAUAAGUUGUAUAUUGAUUGUAUAUCAUUUAGCCUCGUGGAUGAAAUUGUGUUCAACGUUCUCCCAGCGCGAAUCUCCUCCUUAAUGCAGUGGGAUGGCCACAGUGCCGCCUGGGCCUAGUAGCGCACUGCCCGCAUCCCCGGCUGAGAUUCCUCCUUUCCCCGGGGCUGGGAGCGCGGAGCCGGCGGUGGAAGACGGAGAGCCGGCCUGCCACGGGGAGGACUGUGUAUCCGCCGGCACGGGGGCGAAGCCGCAGCCGGUAAGCGACGUGAAAAGGUCGGUGAAGAAGAAGCAGAAGAACAUGCUAGCGAGGGCUAGCCCGGCGGCGCUUCACCUCAAAAUGCAAGCCCGAGAGCAGCAGCAGCUGAACGGCUUGGCCAGCCCCUCGGAGGACCCCGACGACCACCAACACGCAAGAAACCGGCCUGACAAUCCCAGAGCGUCCGUGGACAACUGUGACAGCAGCAGCAGCGGCAGCAACGAGGGGGCUCCGGCCGCUAGAAACAAUAGUGAGCACUGCCAACACGAAGGCCACAGCCCCUUCUCCAAAAACGGCAGCCACUCUCCGCUGGUUAACAGUAGCAUGAACGGGAUGCCGGGCUUCUCACGAACUGAGGCGGCCCACGAAGGGAAGGGGGACUUCGACCACACGCUGCCCCCGAGACCGCCCAGCGACGAGCCGCCGGACGCUGUCGGGCCCGGCGAGGAGGGCAGCCGCGCCGACCCGCAGCAGCAGCAGCAGCAGCCGCCGGCCGCUGAGCUGGCCCGGCUCGACCUGAGUAGCUCCCCCGGCCGAGCGGAGGGAGACAGUCACGGCAUCCGAUACGUCCGCUACGAGUCCGAGCUGCAGAUGCCGUGGAUCAUGAGACUGAUCACCAAGGACUUGUCUGAGCCUUAUUCAAUUUACACGUACAGGUACUUCAUCCACAACUGGCCGCAGCUCUGCUUUCUGGCCAUGGUGGAGCAGGAGUGUGUCGGAGCAAUCGUAUGUAAGCUUGACAUGCAUAAGAAGAUGUUUCGGCGUGGCUACAUUGCCAUGCUGGCUGUGGACUCGAAACACAGAAGGAAAAGCAUCGGUACUAAUCUGGUGAAAAAGGCCAUCUACGCCAUGGUGGAAGGCGACUGUGACGAGGUUGUAUUGGAGACUGAGAUCACCAACAAAUCAGCCCUGAAGCUGUAUGAGAACUUGGGUUUUGUCAGAGACAAGCGGCUGUUCAGAUACUACCUGAACGGAGUGGACGCGCUGCGGCUCAAACUGUGGCUCCGCUAGAGGAAAUCAGAGGGGACGGAGGACGACGGGACAGCGGGUGCUGUUCACCUCGAACACUAUCAGCUUGACAGCCUCAGCUCUGCCCUGGUCAUUUCGCUCUUAUCUCCACAAAUACACACACACAUACACACACACCUGUGUACAAACAUAAGGAGUAUGCACAUAGGUAUGCAUAGACACACAGACACACCCUCCUUUUAUCCUUUGACCUCUGAACAACUGUUGUUUAGGCAGAAAAUGGACUGCAAAUCCCACCAGAUGUUUUCAUGAAGGGGCCCCUGAUACUUUCUGUGACGAGAACGGGGCAGGCGAGCAAGCGAGGGCGGUCUCUGGGACGACCUUGACCGGGGGGACUAGAUGACGUUUUGACCUUGAAGCUUGGACGCCUUGGCGACCGGUGAUGCGAGGCAGCUCAGGCGAGGAUCCACACCAAAUCAUCCUGCAGGACAAAACAGACUCAAAGCCGACAACAACACCUGAAAACAAGGAAGUCGAGUGGUAAAACGCAGACUGGGAAGAAAAUAUUUGUGGAGUUUAUUUUUGUGUUUCUUUUUUAACCUUGUAAGUUUUGGGCAGGGGAUGGAAAAACAAAAAAAGCUAUGGUAUGACUGCGUGUUUGUACCGCCUGGUGUGUUUUUUGGACAGCAAGUGGCUAUUUUUCGAGUGAAUGCGGUUGCGAUUGGUUUGUGCGACUGUGCGAGCGCAUGCUGCUGUGUGUGUUUUUGUUUCCCAUCGUGUCCAGUGGGCGCAGCGCCUCCUUGCUGCCGCUGCUGCUGCUGCUGCUUCCUCCUCUAUCACCUGCCUCAGCCUCCAGGACUGAAGCCUGUAAGGAUACGCAUGCUUUUAUUUUAACGUGAGCGCAGGAGUGUGUCCAUUUACCCGGUCUGAAGCUCCUUCCUCUGUUUAGUGUCAGCAUGUUGUUGGUGCAGAGCAGAAACAAAUCACUCCAUUAGCACCUCAAACUUUGCCCAACUUGUAGAUCUGCCACCUUUUUUUCACUUCAGUGUCCUUUUACUAAAUCAAACCCUGAUGUGGGUGCGGUUGAGGAAUUUAAUUUAAUUUUUUAUUUAUUUUUUGCAGAUCAGAACUCGUUUUUUCCCUAAAUGCACUGCCAGCCACUGCAAAAUUUCCAAAAAGGAGAAAACAGUGUCGUUCAAAGAGAGAGACUCCUUGCCAAUGACGGUGUGGUCAAAUAUCUCUGUUUACCAAUUAAUAUUAUCCAGAGUUAACUCUUUGCAAGUGCCACUCGGUCCGUCAGCACUAACAGCUGCGACUGCAGCAAUCUGCCUGCUGACAGGUGACUCGUCUGGUCGGCCUCAGCACAAGAUUGAGGCGAAGCGUUGCGAAUGCUGGAUUCCUGUUUGCUGUGUGUGUGUGUGUUUAUCUCUUGAUAAAAAAAGGAAAAUAGACAAGUAUUCUUAGCAGAUUGUAUUGUAUUCUUUUGUUUGCUUUCAGUUUAUUUGGAUUUGUCUCCUAUACACCUGUAUAACCUCAUGCUGCUGGUGAGCGGCUGAGUCCAUAAUGCACUUCCCAGGUGCCCUAACUUGAUGCACAGCCAACCUCGCUAACAUGUUUAACAUCCUGGACCUCGUCAUAGAUGCACCCGGAGGUUCCAGCACACACUAAUUGGCAAACAAAGUUUGCUUUGACUGCUUUUGUGUUUUUUUUUCUUAACGGUGAAAAUGAACAAAGGUCAGACGCACUUCUUUGGAAAUUGCUGCAGUGUGUAUGUGUCCGUACGAAUGUGUCUGUGUGCCGUUUUGACAGUGGUGUGGAUCCGUUCUGUUAGACUUUGUCUCUCUGCUUUCAGAUUCCUCGCACGGGAAAAUCAGAGCCUUUGUGGUGCUGCGUUUUGGAUUUGUUACAGGAGCAGACCCUUAUUUUCUUAAGUUAGUGCUCAGUGUUGUAGCGAUGGAAUGAAAACGAUUCGAACAGUAGUUAAAGGUAGAAUAAACCCUGAAAAACAACCUUCAUCACAGGCUGUAAAUGCAAUUUCUGUUGUACUUGUAGUCGGGGUGGACGAUGUGGAUCACAUGAAGAUCACCAUGUGACGAUCGCAAUCUGAAUCACAGGUUCAGUUGAAGUCAUGUGAUCAUGGUUGCCGUGAUACAUAAUCAGUAAAAUGAGGCUUUAAGGCCAAGUCACCAAUCUCUGCAUCCUGAUUUUACACUUGUUUUAGUCUCCAGAUCGGGAGUUGUAAUUUGGAUCUCUGCUGCUAUUGAAACUUGCUAACAAGCUAGCUGUAUCAUCUUAUGGUUGGUGGUGUUGUUAUUUAGCUGCCUCUAUAGUGCGUCUCUUGACCUGCAGACUGACUCCAUUCAUGUUGGAUUGCUUUUGGUAAAGGUAGUCGACUAUCUCAUCACUGACGGACUUCAACGUCUCCUUAUUCUCCUCUGUAGCCUCCAGAAACUUAAACCAGUUCUCAACCUGCUGCAGAUUCUGGCAGGAAUAGUCUGACUCACCGAAUGUAGACUUUGGGUAUAAGCCUCUCCUUCCCUUUGACUGUCUGGGUAUAAUCCUCUUCACCACGGGAAGCAACAACCUCCGAGCAGCAGAUUUGGAUAAGGCAGUAUUCACCUCUCUAUGUGCAAAUGUUCCACCAGAACGAUCACUGCUUUGCAGGGGCACCAUCAGCAUCCUGAGCUUAACACCGCCCAAGACCGCUUUAAUUAGUUUACAGAAUUAAAUCCAAGCCAGUGUGGUUUUUGUCUCUCUACACAGUGCUGUGGACAUUUGGUCUGGCUAUGUGAGACUAUGGUAGAAGUGGUCAUUUAGCCCACAAUGAGCCUCCUGUAGAGCAGAGGGAGGGCUGUAGUUCAGUUGGAGUCUGUUGUGGGAUUGGAAAGGCAACUAAAUGACUUUAAGGACCACAGCAUGAAGGGAAACUACAGUCUCUGGCAGCUUAAGGCUAGCAGCAACUGAACUUUGAGAAUGCACGCUUAAAAUUAGCACCUUUUAUGAUGCAAACUGUGUGAAAAUGUGUCCACCAUGAAAGACCAUCACAUCGCCCACCUCUAGCUUGUAGCGCCCCAAAUAAUGCAAUCAGACGCAUGUGCUUUUGUCGAAAGCACUGCGAGACACUGCCAUCUGUAAAACGUGAAGUCGGCUACAAACAUUGGCAACAGAACAAACAAAAGUCUCCAGUGAAUAGUUUGAAUCUCUCUGAAUGACACUACAGGACCUCGUUUCAGGUUUAUUCCCCCUUUUCAGUUGAGCUUUUACAUGGAAGGGAGAGUAAAUGUUUACAGAGUUGCCACCCACACAAACUCCUGUCUGUACGUCUGUCUGUGUGCAUUUGGAACAAUGGAUCAGAUUACUUAUUUUAUUUUUCAGAUUUGUAUAUGAGUGUUGUUCUAUUCAUCUGAUAUAUUGAGAGCACGUUUUUUUUUUUUUUUGUUUUGUGAAUCAUCUGUUGGGUUUGGGGGCGACUUGGGUUGAUUUUUAUUUUUAAUUUCUGUGCUACUUUGGCCCAUCCAGAGGUGUUGUGAGAACGAUGAGCGAAACAAUCUAGAACCCCCGAACUUUAAAUCUCCGCCGCUCAUCACACACUGUUAAGAUUUUAAUUAUCACCCUGUUUAAAACUCGUCCCAGUUCACUCGUUCUUCUGUCCCUGCGUUGGACGCUUGAUUCUCCUUUUUUUUCUGUGUUCUUUCACUGUUCAGGCUCCUUUCACACACUGACAGCUGGUUUUAUUCAUUUAAAUUUAGCUGUCAGGAUAAGGAGGUGUUUUGGAUUUUUGAAGGAAACGAGUCUGUUUCGCAUCUUCUUCUCUCAAUCCUGUGAAACUCUGGCAGUACCACGAAGUUUAUGGGCAUUACAGCCGCUUGGAUCACAGACUGAAGGGCUUUGUCAUCUUAUAUCAGUUUGUAGCCACGGCUUGUGGUGUUGAAUUACCAGUUUUCUCUCUGCAUUUGGAAUCACUUUUGACUUGACAUGCCAGUUCAGUGUUCACAGCAGUAGUUUUAUUCCUCAUCCUGGACGUCUGAUGUGCUAUUCCUGACCUACAUUUAUAAAUUCUCCCCCUCUCCGCCCCAUCCCAGAAACCAGUUUGUUGGUCAGAUAAUUACCAUUUAUAUAAGCAGUGGUCCCCGCAACACAACCAACCAACCACAGGGGCUGCCUGCAGUCUUUUCUGGGGCGCCUGCCUCCACCGCCAUCCAUGAAGUGUGCAAAGGGUAGAGCUAACGGUUUUUUCUGCAUGUCUGUUUCCCUCUGUUCCUCCUCCCCGUUCCCUCUCUUUGAUUUUGAUCUGGAAAUGUCCGAUAGCUUUUAUUUAAUGUGGAAAAAAAGAACACAGAAAUAAAUUAUUUGAUUUUUUUAAUGCUGUAAA
Messenger RNA from Amphiprion ocellaris (clown anemonefish), 5715 nucleotides. RefSeq names its product N-alpha-acetyltransferase 30, NatC catalytic subunit (gene naa30). Gene Ontology annotation, cellular component: NatC complex. The coding region runs from base 210 to 1385 and encodes 391 amino acids. Gene Ontology annotation, biological process: N-terminal peptidyl-methionine acetylation. The transcript is spliced from 4 exons. NCBI's taxonomy places the organism in Eukaryota, Metazoa, Chordata, Actinopteri, Pomacentridae. Gene Ontology annotation, molecular function: protein-N-terminal amino-acid acetyltransferase activity. The record is from RefSeq and is a predicted model, not a curated record.